Molecule: messenger RNA, 1708 nt
Organism: Acanthaster planci (crown-of-thorns starfish)
Lineage: Eukaryota; Metazoa; Echinodermata; Asteroidea; Valvatida; Acanthasteridae
Product: prolactin-releasing peptide receptor-like
Source: RefSeq, a predicted model, not a curated record
CAAAGCUAUUGCGGAAUACAGAAUAAAGAUCUGACAGGAACCAAGUACAGUUGUGGAACAUUAUACCUGUGUGGCAUGGUUCUACAUAGUUCAGCAAGCUUAACAGAAAGCCUUCUCCAUGGAAUACGUGAUAUAAAGGAGAGGUCUUAUAAGACAGCAAGAUCCUCCUCAACUUAGAAAUGCUCACAGGUUCGCCAUGAACACUGAAGACAACAUGAAUUCCACUGACUGUUGCAGGAAUGAAACAGUGACUUCAAUUGAGGAAUACCCAUCCUGGCUAUCAACUCUGUUUCUUCUGUUUGCUGUUGUUGGAUUUUUGAGUAACAUCUUAGUGAGUAUUACCAUCCUCAAGUGCCAAUUUCUCCAUGACGUCACUCACUAUCUCAUCCUGAAUCUUGCUGUCUCUGAUAGUCUCUGCUGUUUCAUGUUUGGACUUGAGAUGUUCCUGGAUUUGCUGCAAUACCCCAACAAUGACACUAGUGGAAUCGCUGAGAAACUGUACUGUCGUCUCAUCCAUGGCAACUAUCUGUUCCAGUCUUUUGCUUACAUUUCUGCCUAUAAUCUUGUCAUCAUUUCUCUUGAAAGGUAUGUUGGCAUUGUGCACCCACUCCACUACGUGCAGAUUUGCAGUAAAGUUAACAUAACAGGGGCGCUAGUUCUAGCUUGGUUGCUAGGUUUUUGUGCCUACACGGUUCACCUUUUUGGUGUUGUUUAUGAUCCAUCUAAAGCAACGUAUUUAAGCCGAUGUUGGCUUGAACAUGACUGGCGUUGGCAUUUUGUGCCAUUUGUGGGCGGAUUCAUAAUCCCUUUAAUCACAAUGAUAUGGGCUUACACUCGCAUCAUCCAGACUUUGAAGCAAAGUGCCCUCGCUCAAGAUGUCUCACUUCAAGUCACAGAAAUGCGGGAGGCCACUAGGCGCACAGUCUAUCUCAUGCUAACGGUAACCAUAGCAUACAUGAUCCUAUACAUUCCCACCCAACCAGCUUACAUGGUGAUUGUUAAUGUCAAACUGGGAAUCUUUGAACUCAGUCCGCUUGGAAUGCUCCUCACUGAUCUAGCCAGCAAACUCCCAGUUUUUCUCAACUCCUUCAUCAAUCCUUUCAUCUAUGCAUUCAAAUACAAGAAGUUCCGUAAUGGACUACGAGGUGUUUUGUGUACACCACGCAGGAAUGGAGCAGUGUUGCAAGACCAAAGUCACCUGAGAGGCGGUGGGUCACUUCCAACUCUGUCGCAAAGUCUAGAGACACUAUCAACCUGUCAACCUGCUGGAAGCUAAAAAUGUCAAUGAUUGGUUGAAAGACUAACUGGUAUUCAAUGUUACUUGUUCAUUGAAACCAAAGUAUAGUAACUCAAAGCAUACACAGUAGAUUUGAUAUCCAGAUUAAAAGAAACUUUUACGAGCAAAUGUACAUGCAAAGAUUUUAGGAAGAAAAUUCACUAAAAAGCUCUCUUUCAAGUUUUCAGGCACAUUGAGUAUUUGAAUAUUCAUCCUCAAGCAUCAAAAAAUUCUCCAUGUGGAGGUGGUAAAAACAUUCUCACUAGUUUUAAAUCAACGAAACAAUAUUGGCAAAUGUUGGGCAAGGAUUAGUGGAAAUUUUCAACCAUGCUGUACAUCUGCACUGCAUGUAUCUAGCAGGUGUUUGUUUUGUAACCUUUAGUUGUAUGCUUAAUACAAAGCAUUCAUAAAUUUUGCAGAAUUAUUUGAAAA